CGCUGCUUCAGGGUUUAAAAUGUAAGAAAACAAUAUUUAGGUGACAAUUAAAAACGUAACAAUAAACAAGGGGUUUUAUUCGAAACGUUUGCACCUAACCUUAUAACUUCGCAUUUUAUAGACUCUGGCUCUGAUCGCAGCAAAGUCGACGUUGAACUUUCUCGCCGCCGGAGCGCGUGAUCCACACUCUCUGACAUCGAACCACUCCGAUUGAAGAUUCUCCGAUGGCGAUUGUAUAUGCGGUAGUGGCGAGAGGUACGGUGGUAUUAGCUGAAUUCAGCGCCGUUACGGGAAACACAGGCGCCGUGGUGCGACGGAUCCUUGAGAAGCUUUCACCGGAAAUCGCCGAUGAAAGACUUUGUUUCUCACAAGACCGUUACAUCUUCCAUAUUCUUAGAUCUGAUGGUCUUACCUUUCUCUGUAUGGCCAAUGAUACCUUUGGAAGGAGGAUUCCAUUUUCAUAUUUGGAAGAUAUUCAUAUGAGGUUUAUGAAAAACUAUGGAAAAGUGGCGCAUCAUGCUCCAGCUUAUGCAAUGAAUGAUGAAUUCUCAAGGGUUUUGCAUCAGCAGAUGGAGUUCUUCUCUAGUAAUCCUAGUGUUGAUACUCUCAAUCGUGUUAGAGGAGAAGUCAGUGAGAUUCGAUCGGUCAUGGUAGAGAACAUUGAGAAAAUAAUGGAGAGAGGUGAUAGGAUUGAGCUUCUUGUUGAUAAAACAGCAACGAUGCAAGAUAGCGCGUUUCACUUCAGGAAACAAUCUAAGCGUCUCCGCCGAGCUCUUUGGAUGAAAAAUGCUAAGCUCCUGGUACUGUUGACAUGCUUGAUAGUUCUUGUGCUGUACAUAAUAAUCGCAUCUUUCUGCGGAGGAAUCACUUUACCGUCAUGCAGAUCUUAAAUUCUGGCAGCCUUAUCUAAGGUAACCUGAAACACACCACUGUUAUUGUAAAUCAACUCUGUCGCAUCCUUUCGACUCUUAAGUCUUGGUUUUGUCAUGAAAAUGACAGUGAGUUUGAGGUUACAUGUCACGGUCCUCCUUGCUUAUGUAACUCUUGUAAAUGUCAAAAUGAUACAGAGGUUCAUUGAACACUUGCCUUGUCUUGUAGAUUUAGUCACUUGAGUGAGUUUGUUCUCUGUAUUUCAAAAACUUUAUCUGCUGUGUCUUUAUAAUUUUUGCAUUUGCAAUGUACAUCACAUAUUCGUUAUUUCUGUUGUUAAAAUGACUUGAGUUUUCAUCUUGGUUUAA
Messenger RNA from Arabidopsis lyrata subsp. lyrata, 1238 nucleotides. RefSeq names its product vesicle-associated membrane protein 714. Lineage: Eukaryota; Viridiplantae; Streptophyta; Magnoliopsida; Brassicales; Brassicaceae. Gene Ontology annotation, biological process: vesicle-mediated transport. The record is from RefSeq and is a predicted model, not a curated record. The coding region runs from base 225 to 890 and encodes 221 amino acids. The transcript is spliced from 4 exons. Gene Ontology annotation, cellular component: membrane.